Phytophthora sojae is the source of this 1317-nucleotide messenger RNA. RefSeq lists its product as hypothetical. Gene Ontology annotation, biological process: proteolysis. NCBI's taxonomy places the organism in Eukaryota, Oomycota, Peronosporomycetes, Peronosporales, Peronosporaceae. Gene Ontology annotation, molecular function: serine-type carboxypeptidase activity. The record is from RefSeq and is a predicted model, not a curated record. Bases 1 to 1317 code for a protein of 438 amino acids. The transcript is spliced from 3 exons.
AUGUCGGAGAUCACGCCGCUACUGAACGGCCAGGCUUUCCUGCCGCACCGAGAGAGCUUCGAGUCCGACUCGUCCGUCCGGAGCUACGCGCGCGUGCACAAGCUGCGCGUUCCGCCGUUCGCGCUCUUCGGGGCGAUCUGCCUACUGCUGGGCGUGAGUCUGUGGCGAGGGGCGAUCCCCACUCCGCAGACGGACAAGCUUCGAGCCAAGCCGAUCCGAGUCACGACCUCCAACGGCGUCCAGCAAGAGCACUAUUGCGGGAGCACCAAGCAGGACUCGGGCUACAUCAAGCUGCCCAACAAGGUGGACGACCACUACUUCUUCUGUAUGCUGGCGCUCUUGACGGAGAACGGACCGUGUCGAGUUCGGCCGGAUCUGUCCACCGAGAGCAACCCGUACUCGUGGACCAACGAGGCGAACGUCGUGUGGCUCGACCAGCCGACAAACGUUGGCUUCUCGUAUGGACCUGACCCGAACGACGCCGAUGAUAGCGAAGAUAACGUCGCAGAGAAUAUCUAUUGGUUCUUACAGGGCUUCCUCGAGCGCCAUCCAGAGCUGCAAGGACGUGAGUUCUUCAUUUCCGGCGAGAGUUAUGGCGGACACUACAACCCGCACUUCAUCGACAUGGCCACGAACGCCUACAACAUUUCGCUGGUUGACCCCAGUCAACUGCCAGCUCUCGAGGAAGCCGCAGCGGUUUGUGGUAUGAAAAUGGAGGCGUGCCAGGCACAGCCGUCGUUGUGCUUCGAGGCUGAGGGAUACUGCGAAGAGCACAUCGACAACGUCUUCAUUGCCGCCAAGCGGAACCCGUACGACAUCCGCCAGUUCUGUCAUACGAGCGACACGGACGUAUUGAAGUGCAUCUCCAACGACUUCAUCGCGCCGUACCUCAACUCGCCCAACCUGCGCAACUUCCUCCACGUGGACGAGCGCGUAGGCGACUGGCAAAUGUGCAACUUCGCUGUGAACUCUGCGUUCGCCAACUCGCACGAUGUGAUGAUGUCGACGAGUUCAUUUGUUGGUGACCUCCUCGACGAUGGAGUGCGGGUGCUGAUCUACGCGGGCGACGCCGACCUCGAGUGCAAUUGGUCAGGGAAUCUGGCGUGGCUCCAGGCGCUGAAAUGGACUGGAGCAUCGGCUUUCAAUGCUGCCGAGAUGCAAGACAUGGCCGUCGAGGGUGAGGCUGCCGGAUCGAUGGUUGCAGCCGAUACGCUCACAUUUAUUCGUGUCUUCAACGCAGGGCACAUGGUGCCGCAGGAUCAGCCUGCUAUCGCGCUGGAGAUCAUCAACAAGUUCUACAUGAAUCAAGCAUUUUGA